Messenger RNA from Rosa chinensis, 2291 nucleotides. RefSeq names its product phospholipase A(1) DAD1, chloroplastic. Gene Ontology annotation, molecular function: glycerophospholipase activity. Gene Ontology annotation, biological process: lipid metabolic process. The record is from RefSeq and is a predicted model, not a curated record. Bases 58 to 1527 code for a protein of 489 amino acids. NCBI's taxonomy places the organism in Eukaryota, Viridiplantae, Streptophyta, Magnoliopsida, Rosales, Rosaceae. The transcript has a single exon.
UAUCUCUCUCCCCUGUACACUUUUUGCAAUUAUAAAAGCCCCUCCAAUCCCUUCUAAAUGCAGCAGCUGCAAAUUAAUCAUCAAUUUUAUUUCUCUCUUUUCAGUGAGAGGGUCUCUGUGUCCUUUCCCUCCCUCUCUUUCCCAAAAGUGAGAAUGAAGCUCUCCAUGAUCAAACCCAUAAGUGCUACUCCCUGCACACAGCUCUCUACUCCGAAGCUCAAGUCAAUGAUCAGCUGCUGCACCCUCACUCAAUCACCAGUAAAGCCCACCCAGCAAAUCAAGUUCACUGAUAACUUCCCCAGGUGGGAACAAUUGCUCAACCCAGUCCCAGUUGAUCUCAAUUCCCCAAUGAGUGCCUCCACCUCCACCUCCACCUCCACUACUAUAAGACCAACUAUUCGGUCGGUCCGAAAGAAUUGGAUGGAGUACCAAGGAGUCAAGAACUGGGAAGGACUGCUCGACCCACUGGACGGAAAUCUGCGCCGGGAAAUUAUCCGGUACGGCAAUUUCGUCGACACAGCCUACAAGGCAUUUGACUUUGACCCGGAUUCACCUACAUACGCAACCUGCAAGUAUCCCAAAAGUACGGUUUUUGACAACUCCGGACUUCCGGGGACAGGUUACCGGAUCACCAAGAAUCUACGUGCCACGUCGGGCAUUAACCUGCCACGCUGGAUCGAAAGGGCACCGAGCUGGGUUGGCACUCAAUCCAGCUGGAUUGGAUACGUGGCGGUGUGUAAAGACAAAGACGAAAUCGCCAGACUUGGACGACGCGAUGUUGUCAUUGCCUUAAGAGGCACCGCCACAUGUUUGGAGUGGCUCGAAAAUCUGCGAGUCACUCUAACUCAUCUCCCGUGUGGGUCUAAAGCUGCUCACACAGGAGGAGCUGAGGGGUCCGAACCAAUGGUCGAGAGUGGGUUUUUGAGCCUUUACACUUCGGGAACCGACCUAGUCCCAAGCUUGCAACAAAUGAUACGUGAAGAGAUUGGGAGGUUGCUUCAAACCUACGGCGACGAGCCGCUGAGCCUAACCAUCACCGGCCACAGCCUCGGCGCCGCGCUCGCAACUCUGGCGGCGUACGACAUCAAAUCCACAUUCAACCGCGCACCACUCGCCACGGUCAUAUCCUUUGGCGGUCCAAGAGUUGGCAACCGUAGCUUCCGCCACAAUCUCGAGAAAAAAGGCGCCAAAGUCUUACGCAUUGUGAACGAGGAAGAUUUGAUUACCAAAGUGCCGGGCUUCGUGGUCGACGACAACCGAGCCCGGAACGUUGCGGGGAGUCCCCUCGUCCGUAUGGCUGCUGAAUUCCAGAAUUGGAUUCAGAAGCGGGUCGAGGAGACACAGUGGGUUUAUUCCGAGGUGGGGAAAGAGCUCAGACUCAGUAGCAAGAACUCGCCGGACCUGAGCGCUAUGAACAUGUCAACAUGUCACGAUCUGGGAACUUACCUCCACCUCGUGGAAAACUUCGUCAGCGAAAAGUGCCCUUGCAAAUCCACCGCAAAGAAGUUGUUGAGUAGAGUACACUAAACCACCUCAGAACUGACAAUUGUACAUACAACUGUGUUUCCCGCCAAAUCCGGAGAUGCGGCGUGGGCAUGGUCAUUCUAAUCUGUAAUUAAAAUCGAGAGAAACUAAUUACUAAAAAGCUCUCAGUGACUGUUCUACCCUUAGAUAAGACUUCAUUGACUCCACUGUUACAUACGGAUACAAUAGUAAAAAGAAGUUUUCCCGGAUUUUCUUUUCCUUCCAUUUUUUUCUCGGUUUUUGUUUUUGUUUGUUUUGUUUUUGGGGUCCUUCCAAGCUCUACAGUACAACCGCACUACCGUGCUCUGCAGGAGGUAGCAGUGGUUUCAUUUUAUAAGUAGACCCACCGGCCACGAUUGCUCCGCCUGACGUAACCCUAAAAAGGCAAAGAUUGUUGUUUCUUGACGAAGGUGAUCACGUGCGUUGGAGUGGAAAGACUUAUACGCCCUCCGUACCGGCCAUAUAUUUACGCGGUGUCUUUGACUGCACCGACCCGUACCCGGGGGCAUCGUAUUUGUUGCUGACGUGGUGAAGCUUUAGCCCGCGGCCCCGUGCCGUCCAUACCAAACAUUUUCAGUCGGUUUAUUGCGAAAUGACCAGAGUACCCGCCCCCUCUGCGGGCAAGCGCCGUUUUUUUGAUGACAUGCUUUAAACGCACAAGGAAAACAUAGAGGUAAUAACCGCGGUUGAGGAUGGGCGGGUGGAGAAGAACAGCAACCCAUCACUAAGAAACUGGAGGUAAGAUUAGUACUUGUCUAAUUGUGAUG